Messenger RNA from Prunus armeniaca (apricot), 258 nucleotides. The record is from the annotation of a GenBank genome assembly. Lineage: Eukaryota; Viridiplantae; Streptophyta; Magnoliopsida; Rosales; Rosaceae.
GAGCGUGCGUUGAGCGUGGAGGCAACGGAGGCCUUUCAAGGAAAUGAGAAUGAAGGAAAUGAUCAUCUAAACAGUAAUCAUUUCCAGCAGUCACCUGUUAUUUCCCCAGUGGAUCAUGAUUCGAAUGUGACAUACGACAUAUCAGGUGAUCGAAUCCUUCUCUGCCGCACUUCGAAUGUGCCAAUGAAUGUCCUGCAACAUGUCACUUACAACUCAGAGAACAGCAUGAAGAAUCUCCUUCUUUUUUGUGAGAAUUGA